Messenger RNA from Ceratosolen solmsi marchali, 2441 nucleotides. It is a transcript of the gene Oatp33Ea, whose product is annotated as Organic anion transporting polypeptide 33Ea. Bases 364 to 2385 code for a protein of 673 amino acids. The transcript is spliced from 8 exons. The record is from RefSeq and is a predicted model, not a curated record. NCBI's taxonomy places the organism in Eukaryota, Metazoa, Arthropoda, Insecta, Hymenoptera, Agaonidae. Gene Ontology annotation, cellular component: membrane; intracellular organelle. Gene Ontology annotation, biological process: sodium-independent organic anion transport; transmembrane transport. Gene Ontology annotation, molecular function: protein binding.
UUCCCUAGCUCCCGCCCAAUUUAUUUGUUAUUCUCAUUUUUAUAUCCUUUUAAUAAUAUAAGCGAUAAUCGUGAUUCGUGAAUAAUACUUGUCAUUGGAAUGGAAUUUUUCAGCAUUAUCAGGUGCUAUCGAAGCCAUUGCUAAGAGCAAUAUUUAUGGGAUGAUGUACUUCGUUUUAAGCAAAGUGUAAAAAAGUAUUUUCAAAAAGUAAAAAAGUAAUGACUUUAGAGCGCGCCAGUUUGAAGUAAAAUCAUAAGGAGCAUUAUCGAUACGAUUGUUAGAUCGUUCGUUAAGACGAUAAAUUCUUGCAUUCGUUGAACGGAAGUGAGAAAUGAAAAUUUUCAGGGGCUGGAAGCCGAAAGGAUGAAUCGAAACUCAAAGUGUGGCUUUUGCGGAAUAUUUCCGAAAUGUCUGCAAAAUCUGGCGACCUCGCGGAGCUUUAUCGCGGUCUACGGACUUCUCGGCACUGUACAGUCAAUGGCCUUCAUUUAUAUUGUUGUUAGCCUAACAACAUUAGAAAAAAGAUUUAAAAUCCCUAGUAGAACUACCGGAAUCAUUCUGUCGGGUAACGAGAUCUCGCAGAUCCUCUCGAUCUUGCUGAUUUACUACGGCGGCUCGGGGCACAGGCCGCGAUGGAUCGCCGUCGGGGUUGGCUGCAGCGCCAUCUCCUGCCUCGUCCUCGCUCUGCCCCACGUCAUCUACGGCCCCGGUCAGGACGCCCUCGCCCUCACCAAGGAGCACCUCAACUCUAGUCUCCUCGCCGACGACCUCGCCGGCCGAAAGAGCAACCUACCGACUUGCUCCAACGACAGUCGACCCGAGAGCUGCGACGUGGACGGCCUCACCGACACCAGCGUCGCGCCCCGACUCCUCGUGUUUUUCUCCCAGUUCAUCCUCGGAAUUGGGACGACCCUCUAUUACGGCCUUGGGCAGACUUACAUGGACGACAACACUAAGAAAAAGAAUACACCAAUGCUCUUAGGUUUUACUUUCGCGUUGCGAACAGUUGGUCCAGCUCUUGGAUUUGUCCUCGGAUACAUUUGCUUAAAUAUAUACAUAGAUCCGAGCUUGCAUCCCAUAAUCGAUAAAAAGGAUCCAAGAUGGCUCGGCGCUUGGUGGCUUGGGUGGAUCAUUCUCGGAAUUACGAUGGCAAUUUUCGCUGUGCUUCUUGCGAUGUUUCCGCGGGAGCUGCAAAAGUCGAAAAAAUCAAGCAGAGAAGAUGAAUAUUUGAGCGAGAGCGAGGUACCUUUAAAAAUUGGAUCGACAAGAAAUUCGAAGAAAUCCGAAGAAACGAGAAGGUCGAUACAACCUUCUUUGAAAGAAUUUCCAAAGACGAUUAAGCGAAUAUUAAUGAAUAAAUUGUUGAUGUUAAAUAUAUUUAGUGGCGUUUUCUAUGUUCUAAGCGCCUCUUCCUUCAUGAACUUUAUUUCUAAGUAUCUGGAGGUUCAAUUCGAGACUUCGCCAGGUGAAGGCACAAUAAUAACGGGUCCACUCACAUUACUAGGAAUGGUACUUGGUUUUUUGAUCUCAGGAAUUGUUAUUGGUAAAUUUAAGCCAUCCGCUAGACCUCUUUUAUUCUGGAACGUUAUUGUUGGAUUAUGCUACUUUUUCGGACAGAUAGCAUUUAUGUUCCUGGGAUGUGGGAGUGGAACUAUCGAAGGACUGAAUUUUGAUACGCUCAAGAUGAACCUGACAACGCCCUGCAACGUGGCCUGCAAUUGCGAAUUGGUGAAGUACGCGCCCGUCUGCCAUGAAGCCACGAAGACGACCUUCAUCUCGGCCUGUCACGCGGGCUGUCGCAGCGUCAUCAACGAUACGAGUUUCGGUGAUUGCGCCUGCAUCCCAGCUAUCGUCAGUCCCAGCAACGUCAAACAAUCGGCCAGCGACGUGGUGAUCGCCGGCCCCUGCAAGGAAAACUGCUUCCAGCCGUACAUGCUCUUCUCGAUCGUCUCGACGUUCAUCAACAUCCUCGGCUGUUCCGGUAGGAUAGGCAACGUUCUGCUCAACUACAGAUGCGUGGAGACGAGGGACAAGAGUCUCGCCCAGGGCAUCGCCCUCUUAGUCGUCUCCCUCUUCGCGCUCAUACCCGGGCCCAUUAUAUUCGGGGCCAUCAUGGACUCGACCUGCCUCGUCUGGGACACAUCGUGCAAGAACAGAGGCAACUGCUGGUUCUACCACAGAGACAAUUUCCGAUACUACAUUAAUUUGACAGCUGCGUGUAUGUGCUUGGUUGGAGUAUUUUUCGAUCUAAUUGUGUGUUACCUCUCAAAAGGUAUUGACUUAUACGGUGACAACGAUGAGGUGGAUAAGAAAACAAUUACAUCGCAAGUACACAAUGAUUUAAAACUGAAUAAUCAAGAAGAUAAUAGUCCAAAACAGUUGUAAUGCCUCUGUGAUUUUAUUCCAAAUGGAAAACUGCGUUUUCAAAAAUCUCUCCUAAA